Hordeum vulgare subsp. vulgare (domesticated barley) is the source of this 1603-nucleotide messenger RNA. Its product is annotated as polygalacturonase-like. Gene Ontology annotation, molecular function: polygalacturonase activity. Bases 48 to 1241 code for a protein of 397 amino acids. The record is from RefSeq and is a predicted model, not a curated record. The transcript is spliced from 5 exons. Gene Ontology annotation, biological process: carbohydrate metabolic process. Lineage: Eukaryota; Viridiplantae; Streptophyta; Magnoliopsida; Poales; Poaceae.
ACACGCAUCACCGGCCACGCGCUGACCCGCGGGACGCUACCGCCCCAAUGCCGCCACGCCGCACCGGGCUCGCACUUCUCGCCCACCUGUGCGUGUCACUCGCCGCCGCGGCGUCCUACAGCGUCGUCGACUACGGCGCCGUGGCCGACGGCCAGACGGACUGCGCGGGCGCGUUCCUCCGCGCGUGGUCCGCGGCGUGCGCGGCGGAAGGCGAGGGCCCAGCCGCGGUGGUCGUGCCGGCAGGCGAGUUCUUGGUGUCCAGGGCGAGGUUCAGUGGGCCGUGCCGGGGCGGCACGGUGGCCGUGAACAUCUCGGGCACGGUGCUCGCGCCCGUGCCGUACGCCGGUGUGCAGCUCUGGAUCGUGUUCCAGAACGUGGACGGCGUGUCCGUCACCGGCGGCACGCUCGACGGCAGGGGCCAGGCGUACUGGGCGUGCCGGAGAGCCGGCAGCGGCUCCUCUUGCCCGGCCGCCACCAGGUCGUUGACGAUCUACCGGUCUAGGAACGUGGUGAUCCAAGGCCUGACGUCGCUGAACAGCGCAGGCAUCCAUGUCACCGUCCAAGCGAGCACCGGCGUGGCGAUAUUGGACACGGUGGUGUCGGCGCCGGGGGACAGCCCCAACACGGACGGCAUCCACAUCAAGCAGUCGAGCAACGUCACGAUUCGGGACGCUGUCAUCGGCACCGGCGACGACUGCAUCUCCAUGGUCGAGGGCUCGUCGGACGUGUGGAUUCAGGGCGUCAGGUGCGGCCCAGGGCACGGCAUCAGUAUUGGGAGCCUGGGAGACACGCCGGAGCAGGUGGCCGUGCGGAACAUCACCGUGAAGGCCGUGACGCUCGCCGGGACGACCAACGGGCUGCGGAUCAAGUGGUGGGUGAAGGCCAACCGCGGGCUCGUCGACGGCGUCGAAUUCUCGGACGUGGUCAUGAGGGACGUACGGAACCCGAUCAUCAUCGACCAGAACUACUGCCCCGGCAACGUCAGCUGCCCCACCGAGGGUUCAGGCAUCAAGAUCAGCAAUGUGUCAUAUACGAACAUCGAGGGGACGUCGGCAACGCCGGUGGCGGUGCGGUUCGACUGCAGCCCGAGCCGACCGUGCACGGGAAUCACCAUGCGGAACAUUUGGCUGGAGUACGGGGAGCGGCGGCGAGCGGCCGAGUCUUUCUGCCGAAACGCGCAUGGGGUCACGUAUGGGCAGGUUGUUCCGCCCAGUUGCCUGGCCGCCCAGCGCACCAAAUGAUCAAAUACGAAGCCGCGGCAUCCAGGACAACACAUGAAGCUAGCUCGUCCGUGGUCGGAUCAAUCCAGGAGCUCUUCUUCGUCGCUGUAGCGAGCGCCCCUGUAGUUGUUCGAGUUUUCGGCGAGUUUCCGAUGAGAUUCCGACAAGAUUCAUGGCGGAAUGUCACCGGAACGCGUAGCGUUGACCGGAUUACACGCCCCACUUAGUUUUGCCUUCAAAUCUGUAAAUAAAUGGGUCGCCGGGGUGUAUCCUUAGGGCAUGUAAUUUUUUACAGGUUUGACCUUUUUACGGGCUCUAUUCAAGGUGUUUUUUAACACCGUGAAACUGAAAAGAUCAUUUUAUAUGGAUUUAACCACUUUUAA